Molecule: messenger RNA, 2569 nt
Organism: Owenia fusiformis
Lineage: Eukaryota; Metazoa; Annelida; Polychaeta; Sabellida; Oweniidae
Source: the annotation of a GenBank genome assembly
AAAGAAUCAGUGCGUGUCACGUUCCAAGUCAGGUGUCCUUGAAUGUAAAUGUCAAUUUGACCUUCUGUGACCUGGGACAAUGAGUAUCAGGUGUCUUUAAAUAAAAAAUUCAUAUUGUAUCUUUCAUAUUAUUGAUUUGUACCAUUUUGGUGUAUGUGAGUCUGUAUGUAGAAGGUUCAAGGUAUAUCAAGUGUUGUCAUAAAUUGUUAACUGGAAUAUAUAACAUGUACUGGCUUCAUGCCUUUAAGGGUAGACAUUUCACUGGCUAAUCUUUCAUUUACACAAUGUUGCUUUAUCUUUACAGAGGGACUUCUGAUAUUGGGGGACUUCGGUGAAUUUGUUUACAAAUGUUUGGACUCGGAAUGUGACAAGAUCUUCAACAAUACGACACUCUGGAAACCAUUGCGUCGUCACAUGAAUGAAAAACAUGGAAAGGAAUUGUUUGAGUGCACAAAAUGUCAGAAACAGUUUCCCCUGUACUUUCGAUACACCUCUCAUGUGUUACAUGUGCACCAAGGUGUAAAGAGGAGUGACUUCAAAGUGUCUGUACCUUGCGAGAUAUGUGGUAAGGUAGUGUUAAGAGAGCGGAUGAUGGCCCAUAACAAGACAUUUCACUGGGAUAAGAUUGAGAAAUGUGAACUUUGCGGUAAAACUUUCCAGUGUGAACAAUACCUGAAACUUCAUAUGGAAACACAUAGCGAUAAACUGUAUUUGUGCACGAUUUGUGGCAAGAGUUUCCAGCGCAAUCAAAGCUUAGUGAUGCAUAUCAAUAUAAUACAUUUGGGUGCAAAGAAAUUCUCAUGUCCAACAUGCGAUAUGAAGUUCAAAUACCGGGAGCAGUUGCAAAAUCAUUAUAUCAAUCAACCAAUGUGUGUACCGUAUUGUGUGGAGAAGGGAUACCAGUGUAAUAUAUGUGGCAAGUUCUGUACCAGUGAUGCUCAUUUGAAGUUACAUGAAGCGCGUGUUCAUAAUAACAUUCGCUAUAAGUGCAUGAUUUGCAAUAAGAAAUUCUUAAGGGCCAAAGAAUUGAAUUUUCACAUUAAGAAGAUCCAUGAGAAGCCAUUCCAAUGUUCCUAUUGUGGGAAACGAUUUGGAACACGAGGGUUUCUGAAGACCCACUCUUACACACAUACAGGAGAGAAGCCUUUCACAUGUGAAUUGUGUGGAGUCAGUUUUGCUGGAAGUGGGACUCUAUACAGACACAAGCAAGGGAAGUCUCACCUUGAUAAUGUCAACAGGACAAAAUACGGAAUGAUGGGUGGCUACCAAGCAGCUCAGCCUCCAGCUGCUGAAAACUUUGUACAACCUGAGAGUGAAAUCAGUCCGCAUAGUCUAGCAACAUCAUCACAGCGUGAAAGUAGUGUCGUUCGGGACGAUUUGGUGACACAGUUACAGCGUGAUAGAAAUAAUACCCAGGAAGAAUUAAUCGCAUCAUUACAGCGUGAAAGAAAUAUUGGCCAAGAACAUAUAAGUUCACCAUUACAGCGAGAAAGAGAUGUUAGCCAAGAAGAUUUAAGUGCGUCAUUACUGCGUGAACGAAAUAUUGGCCAAGAACAUUUCAGUGCAUCAUUACAGCAUGAAAGAAAUAUUGGUCAAGAACAUUUCAGUGCAUCAUUACAGCAUGAAAGAGAUAUUGGUCAAGAACAUUUUACCGCAUCAUUACAACGUGAAAGAAAUAUUGGCCAAGAAGAUUUAACCGCAUCAUUGCAGCGUGAACGAAAUAUUGCCCAAGAACCUUCAGCCACAUCAUUACAGCGUGAAAGAAAUAUUGGCCAAGAAAAUAUCAGGCAAGAUUUAAGUGCACCAAUUCAGCGUGAGAGAAAUAUCAGUCAAGAACAUUUAAGUGCACCAUUACAGCAUGAAAGACAUAUUGGCCAGGAAAAUAUCAGCCAAGGUUUAAGUGCAUCAUUUCAGCGUGAAAGAAAUAUCCCACAAGACAAUUUAAUUCCAUCAUUACAGCAUGAAAGCAAUGUUGCUCAGCACAACCUAGUGUCAACGCUACAGCGUGGAGACAAUAUUGUUAAUGAUAAUUUAACUGGGCCGUAAAUGUCAAUGCCCAUGAAUACAUUGAAUGGACCAAUUAGGCUGGCCUAAAUGUAUUUAGCUUAUUUAUCAAUACUACGAAUAGGAAUUCUGUAAAUACUAAUAAACAUAAUUAAUGGUUUAAUUUCUGAUCUUGUUUCAUAUCUCAGAUGAUAUCUCCUUAUCAAAUAAGUCUUGUUAAUAAAAUAAGACAACCUAUGAUUUCAAGUUUCUCUUCCACAGUCUUACUUUUUGAAGAAAGGGGAAUUUUAAGAACGAUUGUAAAACAUUCAAACAUGAGCGUUCUCUAAUUGAGUUUCAUGAACCUCAAUUCAUGAUUCUCUGAACAAUAGCCCAUUCAAUAUGGUGAAAUUCUACACUAGUUGGGCAGAAUGUGUCCGUUCAUGCUUUGUACGACAUUCUAACCAACUCGUGCUGAGUUUCACAUAUUGAAUGGCCUAUCAUUAUUUAUUCCUAAAUAAUUGCAAAUAUAAGGUGAAAUUUCAUUAAGCUAUAUACAGAAAUUACAUUCUCUAUGGCGGCCAUG